AGUCAACCUUUGCAUCAGCUGAUGAAACUGUAUCUCAACCGAAAGGAAGAAGCAGCAAAUUCUGCCCUCUUUGGGAGACCCUCUGUCCGAGAAUKCGACCUUGCCAGAUUUUGUACUGCAGAAGAUCAACUAUAUAUACACAUAUCUACCCAUGACAACACAAGAUGCCAGCCAAGCUCAGGGGAACAUGACAACUGAAAUGCCAGCUGGCCUUAAUGAAUCAUCUACUGAGCCAAUUAGAACUACACGGAUUGUCAGCCGUCAAACUCGGGAGAGCAUUUCAGACUCUUCACCAUUUGGGCAUAGUGUAUCUACACCAGGUCCAGAUCUGUCCACGCAAGACUUGAAGCAAGGAAUUGAAGUGAAACAAUCUAAUCUCACUUAUGUCGUGUAUGAGAUACUCCUGUCUGGUAUUUUUGAUACUUUUGUGGAAAAACAUAUCACUUUGGACAGCCCAGCUAACGUUGAGCUCUCAUGCAGCCUGGCCAGUAAAUAUCCUUAUUUGAAAAUUGUUCAAGUGACUUGGAAGAAGGGAAACGAAACCAUUAAGCACAUCAACAAGACUGAAAAUAGCUGGAGCAUCCAAUUGACAGUCACAAAUGAAGAUGAAUUGGGAAGUUACAGUUGUAUUCUUAAAGGUGAAAAAGAAUUCAAAGCUGUCUUCCAUUUACAAGUACCAAGCAUUGAAGGAAAAGGAAAAACAAUAAUCAGUUAUGAAGGAGACAAAGUCGUAAUGAUAUGUAAAAGUUCAAAUUAUACCCCCAUCGCUUGGAACUGGUACCUGGCCAAUGGAAGCGAACAGUUUGCCAUUAAUAAUUCUUUGCUGUCAGAUAAAUAUGUAAUUGAUCAAGUACCUAGCAACACAACCCAUCUCAAGAUACUGAAUCUCAUCAAGGAAGAUGAUGGCACCUACUGGUGUGAAGCUGUUUUUAACCUAGGAAAAAGCAGAGGAAAGCUGAAGCUUAAAGUUCUCACCUUCAUGGUGCCACUCAAACCAUUUCUAGCAAUACUGGCUGAAGUUGUUAUUUUGGUAGCCAUUAUUUUCCUUUAUGAGGUGUAUUCCAAAAAGAAGGAGAAGCGUGCAGAAGAUGAAAAAGAAUUUGAACAAGUGGAGCAACUUAAAUCAGAAGAAAGCAAUGGCAUGGAAAGCAGCAGCACUAGACACAGGAGAAUAUAGAUCCCUUCCUAAAAGAGGAGUUUUAAGGCAACAGAAGUGGAAUGCUGUGCUACCCAACAAAGCUACAGAAGAUAAAAAGCUACCAAAGCUACAGAAGAUGUAUGCAGCUAUGCAUUUUAAACAUCCACUGUGUCUACGUUAACCUCUCUACACUUACUUGUGAGAAAUAAGAUGCUUUUAAAAUGGCUGUGAAAAUAUUAAUUUUAUCCAGACAACUUUGUAUUCUGAUAUUCUGCAGUUAGACCUUUGCUGUUAGUAAGAUUGAUGUUAGGCCUUUUGCUAUUACAAGGCAAUCUUCAUGUAAGCUUGCCUGCAGUUAUUUUAUGACCGAUCUGUUUGAGUUUUUUGUGCCCUAAAUUGGGACUAAUUUUGCGUUCACUAAAUGGAUGGGUAAUGCAAAAUGGGCCAUUAUCUAGAAGUGAAUACUGAAAACUUGUUAUAAAGCAGAAUUCAUAGCAUCAAAAAAAUUGUUUCCACCAAAGAAAAUGCCUUUUUCUAGCAGAUGAGGCAAAUGUGAYACACAGCCAUUUUUACCAAAGAAUGGGUGAAAGGGAAAUCAUUAUCAUUAUUUAAAUGAAAGAUUAAAGUGUCAUAAUUUGCUGUGAAGAGCCAUAAAAUGACUUUAUUUGACUUUUUGCCUGCACUCAUUUAAAUCCAGAAAAAUAUAGGUAUAUUCUGAAUAUUUAAGAUAUAAAUGUCCUUAAAAUGCCUUUUCAAGUUGCUGUGCUACUGUGCUGUAAUUCUAAAUAGCCUAAGCAUUUCAACGCCACGCAGGUGAAGUACAACAGCAAUACUUCAGAACAGCUGAAAGCAAACAAGCAAAAAGGAGACAGUAUCAUAUCAAAAUAUGACUGAACUAAUUCCCAACUCUUGUACAAAAUACCCUCUAGUCUGCAAGUGCCAAAGGUGAGUAGAUUUAGGAUUUUAAUUUGUAUAGAAGACAGAAAUUUGGAAGUAURGCUCUGAUUCAUAUGCCUGCAACUUUUGGAUUAAUACACAGCUGGGUUUGAUCUGAUUUGUUCCCGUUUCCUGYGGCAUACUCUACUGUUCUUUAGCAAGUCCCCUCCAAACAGAGAAUGCCUUGAGCAGCUGAGAUUUUUAGGGUAUUAGGAUAAAUCAGCAGAGCAUUUGCUGUGU
Molecule: messenger RNA, 2314 nt
Organism: Nothoprocta perdicaria
Lineage: Eukaryota; Metazoa; Chordata; Aves; Tinamiformes; Tinamidae
Gene: EMB
Product: embigin
Exons: 11
Coding region: 152-1177 (341 amino acids)
Biological process (GO): homophilic cell-cell adhesion; dendrite self-avoidance; axon guidance
Cellular component (GO): plasma membrane; axon
Molecular function (GO): cell-cell adhesion mediator activity
Source: RefSeq, a predicted model, not a curated record